GAGGCCAAAACACUAACAUGUAACUUUACUGUGUGUUUGACGAGGUUCUAGUUAAAAACUCACAGAGUGUGUGCAGCACAGCUGAAGGAUUUUAUAACACAAGUUGUUACCUGAAUGUUUCUUCAUGACAACUUGUGAGUUGUGUGUGAGUUGUUGUGUAGUGACCUCACAGAAACAGUCAGUUAAAGUGAUGUUGGUCUGUAAAAGUCACUAAAGCUGCUUUGUUGAACCAAAGUAACAACAACUGAACAUUUAUUUGACCUUUACACUCUCAUUAAACACUCAAGUCAUCAGAUUUCACUGAUAUGAUUCCUACAGUGUGAUUAAUUUGUAACUCUAGCCGCCUCUUUGGGCGGUGCCGGUCCAAAGUCUCAUUCACUGUGAUGGUUGUGGUGCAGACAGUUGUGUCCGUGUGAACCUCCAGCUGAAGGUAAUGUAACACAUUUAAAAUGUCUGACUCAUUAACAAACAUCAUUCUCCAUGUUGAGAGGAGAACGGUGGAGGAAGAGCAGAGGUGGAGUUAGUUGGUCGUCAGUAGUUGAUGUGGAGACGGCAGGAAGCAGCAGUCAGAGGACGGUGAGCAGUGUUGUUUGGUGUCCUGAGACGACAGCUUCAUUUCAAGAAGUAACAGCUGGUGAAACAGAAGCUGAUGGAAAAUGGAAGAGACGGUCAGGUCACAUCUGGAGACAGCAGGACGUGGAGUCACACUGAAGAAAAUGGAUCUCUUGGAUACUCUUGAUGAAUUAAAAAUCAAAGAAUUUGAGAAGUUCAGAUGGUAUCUGAUGGAUCGUGACUUCAUGAAAAACUACAACUACAAAUCCAUCAAAGUGUCCAACCUGGAGGAUGCAGACAGGAAGGAAACGGUGGACCUGAUGGUGAAAACCUAUGAACUUCAUGGAGCUGUGAAGGUGACCAAGGAGGUUCUGAAGGAGAUACCCAGGAUGGACCUGCUGCAGAACCUGUCAGCCAGCAGCUCAGAAUCAGAAGUGUCAGUGGAUGUUAAAGAUGCUGGAGGAGCUCCAGAGAACAGAGAAGUGUCCUCCUCUCAGACUGAAGAAAGUCCUUCUGCAGUUUGUCAGCGUAAACUUAAAUCCAACCUUCAGAAGAAGUUCCAGUGUGUGUUUGAGGGGAUCGCUAAAGCAGGAAACCCAACCCUUCUGAAUCAGAUCUACACAGAGCUCUACAUCACAGAGGGAGGGACUGCAGAGGUCAAUGAUGAACAUGAGGUCAGACAGAUUGAAACAGCAUCCAGGAAACCAGACAGACCAGAAACAACAGUCAGACAAGAAGACAUCUUUAAAGUCUCACCUGGAAGAGACGAACCAAUCAGAACAGUGAUGACACAGGGAGUGGCUGGCAUCGGGAAAACAGUCUUAACACAGAAGUUCACUCUGGACUGGGCUGAAGACAAAGCCAACCAGGACAUACAGUUCACAUUUCCAUUCACUUUCAGAGAGCUGAAUGUGCUGAAAGAGAAAAAGUUCAGCUUGGUGGAACUUGUUCAUCACUUCUUCACUGAAACCAAAGAAAUCUGCAGCUUUGAAGAGUUCCAGGUUGUGUUCAUCUUUGACGGUCUGGAUGAGUAUCGACUUCCUCUGGACUUCCACAACACUGAGAUCCUGACUGAUGUUACAGAGUCCACCUCAGUGGAUGUGCUGCUGACAAACCUCAUCAGGGGGAAACUGCUUCCCUCUGCUCGCCUCUGGAUAACCACACGACCUGCAGCAGCCAAUCAGAUCCCUCCUGAGUGUGUUGACAUGGUGACAGAAGUCAGAGGGUUCACUGACCCACAGAAGGAGGAGUACUUCAGGAAGAGAUUCAGAGAUGAGGAGCAGGCCAACAGAAUCAUCUCCCACAUCAAGACAUCACAAAGCUUCCACAUUAUGUGCCACAUCCCAGUCUUCUGCUGGAUCACUGCUACAGUUCUGGAGAAUUUGUUGAAGACCAGAAAGAGAGGAAAGCUGCCCAAGACCCUGACUCAGAUGUACAUCCACUUCCUGGUGGUUCAGGCCAAACGGAAGAAUGUCAAGUAUGAUGGAGGAGCUGAGACAGAUCCACACUGGACUCCAGAGAGCAGGAAGAUGAUUGAGUCUCUGGGAAAACUGGCUUUUGAUCAGCUGCAGAAAGGAAACCUGAUCUUCUAUGAAUCAGACCUGACAGAGUGUGGCAUCGAUAUCAGAGCAGCCUCAGUGUACUCAGGAGUGUUCACACAGAUCUUUAAAGAGGAGAGUGGACUGUACCAGGACAAGGUGUUCUGCUUCAUCCAUCUGAGUGUUCAGGAGUUUCUGGCUGCUCUUCAUGUCCAUCUGACCUUCAUCAACUCUGGUGUCAAUCUGCUGGUAGAGGAAAAAACAGCAGACCGUCAAUCUACAGAGAAACGUCUCUACCAGAGUGCUGUGGACGAGGCCUUACAGAGUCCAAAUGGACACCUGGACUUGUUCCUCCGCUUCCUCAUGGGUCUUUCACUGAAGACCAAUCAGAAUCUUCUCCGAGGUCUGCAGACACAGACAGGAAGUAUCUCACAGACAAAUAAGGAAACAGUCAAGUACAUCAAGAAUAAGUUUGAAGAGACAUUGUCUGCAGAGAGAAGCAUCAAUCUGUUCCACUGUCUGAAUGAACUGAACGAUCGUUCUCUAGUGAAGGAGAUCCAGUGGUCCCUGAGAUUAGGACGUCUCUCCACAGAUAAACUGUCUCCUGCUCAGUGGUCAGCUCUGGUCUUCAUCUUACUGUCAUCAGAAAAAGAUCUGGACGUGUUUGACCUGAAGAAAUACUCUGCUUCAGAGGAGGCUCUUCUGAGGCUGCUGCCAGUGGUCAAAGCCUCCAAGAAAGCUCUAAUGAGUUACUGUAACCUCUCAGAGAGAAGCUGUGAAGCUCUGUCCUCAGUUCUCAGCUCCCAGUCCUCUAGUCUGAGAGAGGUGGACCUGAGUAACAACAACCUGCAGGAUUCAGGAGUGAAGCUGCUGUUUCCUGGAUUGGAGAGUCCACAGUGCAAUCUGGAAAGUUUGAGACUGAGUGGCUGUAACCUCUCAAAGAGAAGCUGUGAAGCUCUGUCCUCAGUUCUCAGCUCUCAGUCCUCUAGGCUGAGAGAACUGGACCUGAGUAACAACAACCUGCAGGAUUCAGGAGUGAAGCGACUUUCUGCUGAACUGAAGAGUCCACACUGUGUCCUUGAAAUUCUCAGGCUGUCAGGCUGUCUGAUCACAGAGGAAGGCUGUACUUCUCUGGCCUCAGCUCUGGACUCCAACCCCUCCCAUCUGAGAGAGCUGGACCUGAGCUACAAUCAUCCAGGAGACUCAGGAGUGAAGCAGCUGUCAGCUCGACUGGAGGAUCCAGGCUGGAGACUGGACACUCUCAGGGUGGAGCCUGCUGGAGUCCGAUGGUUGACACCAGGUCUGAGGAAGUAUUCCUGUGAGCUCACAGUCGACACAAACACAGUCAACAGAAACAUCAAACUGUCUGACAACAACAGGAAGAUGACACUUGUGAAGGAGGAUCAGUCAUAUCCUGAUCAUCCAGACAGGUUUGACCAGUGGUAUCAACUGCUGUGUAGAACUGGUCUGACUGGUCGCUGUUACUGGGAGGUCGAGUGGAGAGGAAGAAUUGAAAUAUCAGUGAGUUACAGAAGAAUCAGCAGGAAAGGAGACAGUAAUGACUGUGUGUUUGGAUGGAACAAUCAGUCCUGCAGUCUGAGGUGCUUUGAUGGUGGUCGUUAUUCAGUCUGGCACAAUAUGAGAGAAACAUCAUCCUCCUCCUCCUCCUCCUCCUCCUCCUCCUUCUCCUUCUUCUCCUCCUCCUCCUCUGGUAGAGUAGCAGUGUAUGUGGACUGUCCUGCUGGCACUCUGUCCUUCUACAGAGUCUCCUCUGACUCACUGAUCCACCUCCACACCUUCAACACCACAAUCACUGAACCUCUUUAUCCUGGAUUUGGGUUCUACUGGACCAGUUCUGGUUCCUCCUCAGUGAGUCUGUGUGGUGUUUAGUGUGCAGAGUCUCCUCCUGUCACAGAAACACUGUCAGUGCUGAACAGUUGAGUCUGUACAGGAUCACAGUCACAUCAAUCUUUCAGCUUCUUGUCAUAAAUUCAUCAUCAACUUUGUACAAAAUGAUUCAAACUGAUUGAAAAGAUUCUUCAUUUACAUUUGAAACUUCUUCCAUUAAAUUGUGGAAAUUGCGUUGACUUGUACUUUCUGUCAUGUGUUGUUUUGAAUUCUGGCUCUUGUUCCAAUAAAAUCCACAACUAUCAGUGAAAUGUAAGAAACAGAAAACAUCAACUCGUCUGCAGCUUUAAUUGUAAAGAAUCAUUGUGAACAAAGUUGUAAAUGGACAGUAAAAUCUGAUCAAAUGUACUCGACACUCCACCUGAAACACUCUGACUUGUUUCAUGUGUUUGUAAUGAUGAAACUAAAAGUUUGAUGGUGUUGGUUAACACAUGUAAUUAUGUCCGUAGUGACAGAGUCAUAAACUGCACAACAUCUCUUCAUUUCUGUCUGAUUAUUAUAUGAGAAGAAAACACAUUUGAAUGACAAUCAUUGUGUUUCUCUUAGUGUUUUGUGGCUGUUGAAGUCCGGCUGUAUUUUCAGGACGUUUGUUGGAUUUGAAUCUGGUCCGUCAAACUAAACAGCUGUGAGAAAAGUCUUUCUCUGUCUGAGCCGGUUGGCUGAAGAUGUUUGGAAGUCUGAGAGCCGGAUGAAAUACUGAAACACUUUCAGAGAUCACAAACUAAACUGUCCUGAUGAAGUUUUUAAACAAGAGCUGAAGAGAUCUGAGCUCAUGUUUGAUGCUUCUGAACGUUGAUUUUCAGAGCAAAGAGUCCAAAACUUGUACAAAUUGUUCCUUUUUGUUUAAAUGUGACUUUGUUUGUGAAACGAUCAGCUGACGAGUUUAUAAUCAGACUGAAAGAUGUCGCACAGCGUUACUGAAAUGUUUCUCCUCUGCUGAAGUAGCUGAAUAUAAAAGUCUACUUGUGUCCUCAUCAUGUUGUCUGUCAGUGUGGAAACUGUAAAUAAUUCAUAUUGUUUUCAUGCUAUAUUAAAGGAACCAGAACACA
Molecule: messenger RNA, 5047 nt
Organism: Acanthopagrus latus (yellowfin seabream)
Lineage: Eukaryota; Metazoa; Chordata; Actinopteri; Spariformes; Sparidae
Product: NACHT, LRR and PYD domains-containing protein 3-like
Exons: 10
Coding region: 657-3980 (1107 amino acids)
Molecular function (GO): protein binding
Source: RefSeq, a predicted model, not a curated record